GCUAGGAGCUGUCCGCGGUGCUGAAAGCCUCGGCUGCUUUCUCUCUCCAUGUGCCGACAGCUCAACACCGCCAGGAAUCUGCUUACUGAGAGCGUCCAAAUUAAAAAGGGACCUCCGCGUUUCACUUGAUUAUUCUCGACUGUCUUCACUCCGCGAAUUAAACAGGAAGUGCGACGGCGACCCGCACGGUUCCCUUUGUAUUUCGCGGACGCUGAAAAUCUCGCUCUGCUUUUGUGUGUAUGUGUGUGUAUGUUUUUUUUUUUUUUUCUUUUCCUGUUUUAAGCCACUGGGAAGUAUUCUUUAUCAACACAAGGACGUGUUCUGUAGCUAUACGCGAAGAAGAAGAGCGACCUCGACUUUAGCAGACAUGUGCAUAAGACAAGACUGUCAAUUAAAGACCCUCCUCGCGGUUUUGGUGCUCGCUGCCGCCGUGGCUGAAAUACAUGGGCAAGGUCCAAAGGAAAGUGGCAGCAUCAGGAAGAGAACACUGGAUCCAGACAGGGACCUCUUCACACACCCACCAACACAGGACACAGAGAGUGAAGUUCACUUGGUUACCACUGUCUCUCCAAUAAACAUCCCCAACCAUUGGCCUGUCCUCAAGGGCCUACUGCUUCACGAGCACCUGCUUACGAGAGACUUCCAGGGGGACCAGCACUUUUUUAGGAGGGAUGGCUCAGUAGCUGCGUAUCCCACCAUGCCGGGCUCCGUGCCUGCCUCAGAUGUAAGAGACCCAGCCACUCAACUGGUGCCCCAUGAGGAUGCCCCUGCCUUCUCAGACAUUGCCACUACCGCCACUCCGGCUGCCACCUCUCCACUGACCACAUUUUAUCCAACAACACCGAGGCCACCCAUGUCUCUCCCUCAAAAGAAGUCCUCCUCUAAGGAGAAGAUCAUGGGGGCAGACAAGGUUGAACCAACAACAGACUGCCUCACCACUCAAGUGACACCAAAUAAGAGAGGUUCAGGCGGUGAAAACAACCCGCUGGGUUCCUUAUCCUCGCAGAGAGGUCGGCCUCAAAGUCAGAGUUCUUUUCCCGAAGAGGCCACUGUUGCGCCCUUCUCACUGAGGAUGGAGAAAGGGGAAGCUAGGGAAACGCUACUGAAAUACAAACCCAGCCCUGAUCAUCCAACUGAAGUGUCCCGAGUAGAAGCUACCACCCCAACGUCCACAACUGUUAUCACAACUACCACCAUCACCGUAACACAAACAUCAGAGCCAUGCGGUCUGAAUUUCACUGACCCUGAGGGUAACAUCGAAAUCCUGCAGCAACCUGACUCUGGAGUGGAGUGCAACUACUUGGUUACUGUCUACCUGGGAUAUGGCAUCGAGGUUCAGGUGCUAAAUGUGAGCGUGUUGGAGGGUGAGCAGGUGAUGGUGGAGGACACGGGCGGCCGAGAGCCCUCCAUCCUUGCCAAUGAGUCGGUGCUGAUGAGGGGCCUUGUGCUGCGCAGCUGGAGCAACCAGAUCUCCAUCCGUUUUCGGAGCGACCAGCAGCACAACUCUGGAUUCCUCCUGCUGCAUUACCAAGCCUUUGUGCUGAGCUGCACAUUCCCCAAAGAGCCUGCCGGUGGAGACGUCACGGUGACCCACCUCCACCCCGGAGGAGAGGCCUACUUCCGUUGUUUCACCGGCUACAAGUUGCAAGGCCCCAAAAUGCUCACCUGUCGCAAUGCAACCACACCUUACUGGAGUGGAAAGGAGCCCCAGUGUGUGGCAUCCUGUGGGGGAAUGAUAAAGAAUGCUACCUAUGGACGCAUCGUCUCUCCGGGUUUCCCUGGCAACUACAGCAACAAUCUUACAUGCCACUGGGUCCUAGAGGUCCCUGAAGGCCACCGGCUUCACAUUCACUUUGAAAAAGUGGCUCUGGCAGAGGAUGAUGACAGGCUCCUGAUUAAGAAUGGCAACAACAUAGACUCUCCCCCUGUGUACGACUCCUAUGAGGUCGAGUAUUUGCCAAACGAAGGUGUGCUCAGUACUGGACGUUACCUGUUCAUAGAGUUCACCACAGAUGGGACGGUAACAUCCACCGGUGCAGCCAUCAGAUAUGAAGCCUUUGCGAAAGGUAUGUGCUACGAGCCCUUUGUGAAAUACGGCAACUUCAGCAGCAGCGACUCCACUUACGGUGUGGGUGCAGUGGUUGAAUUCUCAUGUGACCCCGGCUACACGCUGGAGCAAGGCUCCGUGGUGAUUGAGUGUGUGGACGCACAAAACCCACAGUGGAAUGAGACCGAGCCGGCCUGUAGGGCUGUGUGCAGCGGGGAGAUCACAGACUCUGCCGGUGUGGUGUUGUCUCCUAAUUGGCCCGAGGCCUACGACAAGGGGCAAGACUGCAUCUGGGGUAUCCAUGUGGAAGAGGACAAGAGGAUCAUGCUUGACAUCCAAGUACUACAUGUGGGUAAGAACGAUCUGCUGACCUUCUAUGAUGGUGAUGACCUCACGGCCAACAUCCUGGGUCAAUACAGCGGCACGCGGCCACACUUCAAGCUCUAUACAUCCAUGGCUGAUGUCACUAUUCAGUUUCAGUCCGAUCCAGCCACCAACAUCUAUGGCUACAAUAAUGGCUUCGUGGUCCACUUCUUUGAGGUACCGAGGAAUGACACCUGCUCUGAGCUGCCGGAGAUCACCAAUGGCUGGAAGAGCACAUCCCACCCUGAUCUAAUCCACGGUACUGUCGUCACCUACCAGUGCUACCCUGGGUAUGAGCUGAUAGGCUCUGAGAUCCUCAUGUGCCAGUGGGAUCUCACUUGGAGUGGCGAUGUGCCGAAAUGUGAGGAAGUUAUGACAUGUCAGGACCCUGGAAAUGUGGAACACAGUCGUAAGGUGAUCACAGGCAACCGAUUCACUGUCGGAUCGACAGUGCAGUUCAUCUGUAAUAAAGGCUACGUCCUGUCUGGUAACAGCCUCCUCACCUGCUACAACCGAGAUUCAGCCACACCCAAGUGGAGCGAGAGGCUGCCUAAGUGUGUCCCUGAAAAGUACGAGCCAUGCAGGAACCCUGGUGCCCCAUCUACCAGUGUGCAGAGCUCUGAAAAGGCCUUUUAUCAAGCUGGAGAGACCCUGACCUUUUCCUGCCACUCAGGCUACGAGCUCCACGGUCAUGCCACCAUCUACUGCAUCCCCGGACACCCUUCACAGUGGAAUAGCACUCCCCCUGCCUGCAGAGCACCCUCAACCCAGUAUGUGAAUGAGCGCAGGCUAGAUGUUGUCAAUAGGGAUUAUGGCAUGGAGGGAACCAAUAUUGCUCUUGCAGUUUUUAUUCCAACCGCAAUCAUCUUGGUGGUUGUCCUCGGGGUUUAUGUCUACUUUGCAAAACUGCAAGGGAAGUCUAUCAGAAUGCCGACAUCCUCGCCACCGUAUGACAACAUGACAGAAGAGUCAGCUUUUGACAACCCCAUUUAUGAGAGUGGACACUGGCAAACUCAAUGUAGAUACUAAACCCUAUCAGUCUGUCUACUUUGGCUGCACUGCAGAACAACUAUGAGGACAAAUGAAAAAGAUUUAAGAGGUGUCCACUUAGAGACCUUAAAGCAAGAACUGCUCAAGCUUUGCCUUUUGGGACCCUCUCUGCACUGCUCAUCUUUUCCUCCAACCCUUUUUUUUUUCUUCUUUUUGUUCCCAGGUGGUUUUCUUUCCAUUUUCCCCUUUAUGUGGAUUAUUGUAAAUAUGUCCCUCUUUCCACGGUCAAAUCUGUGAAUCUGUGGGUCACCAUGGUGAUAUUUUUAUAAAGUAAAUUGCUGAUGACCGUUGGUGAUUGUAAGUUUUUGAGUACUUUUUGAAGCCCUGAGCCAGUAGCAAAUAGAGAUCAAGGAAAAUUCUGCUUUGAUUGUUGAGAUCUGUUGGAUACGAAUUUCCCAUUACCCAACAUUCUUUGGAAAAUUUGCCAGUAUUACUUUAUUUUUUGUGUGUGUAUGAGUCUGCUAUUUGUAAAUAAACUGCCUGUCCAAUAUGAGUGCCUCACGACUGACUAUAAUCUGAGAAAUCACAUGUGAAAAUGUUUGUAAAUCUUUCAUUAAGCUAUUAUUUUGUAUUUGUAGGCCUGACAUUAUUUUCCAUCAUACAAUAACAAGUGAUGCCGGAUAUUUUCCUACUAGCUGAUGAAUGAUUCCAACUGCAUAUAGCCUCAGAGGAUUCAUGUUCACAUAUGGGACCCAUAGGCUAUACAUAACUUUGUUCUUAUGUCACACUGUCAAGUCUGCCUCAAAGAAUAAGUAGCAACUAGUUUGUUUGUGUAUGUUCUGAAAUGCGGUUGCACCUCAACAUGAGCAGACCCUGAGAUAAAACCCAGUGAAAUCCAGUGUGAGAACAAAUGAAUAAAAAAUUAUGUGAUUUAGCUAACUUGCUGGUGCAGACUGUUGAGUCAAACACCAGACUGAUUCCUGUGUUGCAAAUUAAUGAAUAAAAUCCUGCGGUGUGCAGAAUAAA
Lates calcarifer (barramundi perch) is the source of this 4426-nucleotide messenger RNA. RefSeq names its product seizure protein 6. Lineage: Eukaryota; Metazoa; Chordata; Actinopteri; Centropomidae. Bases 368 to 3439 code for a protein of 1023 amino acids. Gene Ontology annotation, cellular component: neuronal cell body; endoplasmic reticulum; dendritic shaft. Gene Ontology annotation, biological process: synapse maturation; regulation of dendrite development. The transcript is spliced from 18 exons. The record is from RefSeq and is a predicted model, not a curated record.